AUGUUGGGGCAUACAUACCUCCCGCCGCCGCAGCGCGAAGACAGCUUGGAUCUUCUCUCACUCGAUGCAAUUGGGUUGCAAGACAGCUUUGAUCUGGCCGCCAGCGCCAAUUGCGAGCCGUUAGGAGCGCUGUCGGUUGGCGGCGACGAGAACACGAACGCUCUCACAAACGAAUCGACCUCGACCCGAUUAUCACUUCAGCCAGAUACUCUCGAGUCCGCCGAGGGCCAGGAGGAGAGUCGAGUAGUCGACAUUGUUCGCAAAUCGCACCUCGCGACCACUAUCCCAGUUGUUACCAGUCCAUCGCGCAACGUUUCCUCGUGUGGUGUCAGCCACCAGACGAAUCAUAUUUUGGCAAACGCAUACGAGCAUUGCUCGAUCAAGGAGCAAAUUCAGAACCAGUUGGCAGCCACUCCUCUAGGGGUUGAUGCUAGCAUGAUGUUGCAGAACGAAGGGCCAGAGGGCCAAAAUAUCAUGGCUACCAUGUCGAACGAUACUCAGGGUACCUACCUGGAUGCUUAUCAAAAACCAAUCUCAACGAUUGAUGUGAUGGAGCAAGCCGUGUCACCCUCACUGACUGUUUUCAGUGAGAGGAGCGGCAGCUUUGCGGAUGGAUCCUCACGUGCUGGGUCUUUUUCACUGCCAAGGAUCGAGGACUCACUCGCUGAGCUCGAUCAGCUCGAGGAUGAAUUAGAAGCCGUGACAGCCAUCGCAACCUCCAAAAGCGGUGGAUCCUCCGACCGUGGGAAGUCACAACCUACUCAAGAGCCCGUGAUUGAUACAAAGAAGGACAAGGCUAGAAAGCGCGUCACACUGGCGAUCCCUCAGGGCGCCGCGACUGUGCGAGCAAAAUCCAGUGAGAAGAUACGGCCAGCGCUCCGGCGGAGCAGCUCAUUGACUCUUCGAAGUCGCCCAACCGAAGAACAGAAAGUCCUUGUUUCAGUGCAGAAUGACGCUUCGCAGCCAAGGACCUCAGUAGCUCCUCGCUCCUCUAGUUCCAAGCCAAUGGUGACUUCGACAAAACCGCUUACAGUACCUAACUUUGAACUCCCCGGUGAUGCUGUCGCUCGCCGACUGAAGGAACAACGUGAAGCCCGCCGGGCACAACAACAAUCUGCCCCGCCAAAGGCCUAUGCUGCACCUCCACGUCCAAAGUCCGAUAAACCUUUGACGAAGCCAUCUUUCGAGCUUCCCGGAGAAGCAAUCUCUCGGCGGAAACGAGAAGAGCGAGAGGCCAGACUGAAGGCUCAAGAAGAAGAAGAUCGUAAAAAGCGCGAGUUCAAGGCCCGUCCGGUCAGACACAGUGCAGGUCCAAUUCCUACUAUUCGCGCUCAGAAACCAAAAGCGGCAGUUAAUUCAGACACUCAUAAAGACCCUCCUGCCGAUGCAACAUCGAAGCUCAAACGAGCCUCCGCUGGCCCGGUAAAUUUUUCAUCGGCUGCACUCACUAUCGGAAAAGCUGCAGGCCGUCGAGGCCGAGUGUCAUUCAUCGAACCUCCUGACGACACAAGCCGCGGGACCUCUGAGUCGGCUAGAAGCACAUCUGGAAAGCGCAGUUCGGUAUCUGUUGAAGAAGUGGUGAACCAGCGGGCAAGAGGUAAGGAGGUUCUCAUCCAGGAUAAUAGCCUCAAGAUCAACCGGGAGCGCGAGAAACGGGAACGAGAAGAGGCUGCGAAAUCAGCAAGGCAGCAAGCGGCCGAACGCUCUAGGGCAGCGAGCCGAGAAUGGGCAGAGAAGAAGCGGCGGAAAGAAGAGGCCCUGCUUCGAAAAGCUGGGCAGUCGAGCGAGGAGAGGAAGUGUUCGAAUGCUUGA
Molecule: messenger RNA, 1812 nt
Organism: Clonostachys byssicola
Lineage: Eukaryota; Fungi; Ascomycota; Sordariomycetes; Hypocreales; Bionectriaceae
Source: the annotation of a GenBank genome assembly